Messenger RNA from Coniosporium apollinis CBS 100218, 525 nucleotides. RefSeq lists its product as uncharacterized. The record is from RefSeq and is a predicted model, not a curated record. Bases 1 to 525 code for a protein of 174 amino acids. Lineage: Eukaryota; Fungi; Ascomycota; Dothideomycetes. The transcript has a single exon.
AUGGAGUCUUGCCGAGCUGCGGUGAAGCGGGUCUCGAUGGUAGGGGGAGAUCUGGUCGAGCCCUUCGGCCAUCGGGACAUAGCAAUGAUGUCAUCCUCAGGAGAUGGCCUCACAUAUCCAGAGCCAGCACAAAAGCCAGCACAGAAGCCAGAAUUUACGGACUGUCACACACGUCGCUACUACCACCUCAUCUGGAGACAGAUCAUCUACACUACGCCCGUCUUCGAGCGCAUGGCUGCCUUUUCACACGAUCGCAUGGUUCACGCACUUGCGGCCGUGAUCGAGAGAGCUAUCGACAAUAGCCUUUGCGCGCUGGAUUGGUGGGUCGUUGUGUAUAUCAAACUGCGCGCUGGUAUCGUCGAAUACUGGAACACUCCCGUAACCGAGGAUGUUAAUGGGGACGUGUGGGACAUGCGCGUGGAGCUGGACAAUGAGCUGCGAGACUUCAACUCCGUUCCAGAAACUAUGACACGAUACCUGCCGUGGGUAAUGGUGGAGGUGUGGCAGAUGGCCUCGUACAGCUAA